Messenger RNA from Drosophila busckii, 2012 nucleotides. RefSeq lists its product as uncharacterized. The transcript is spliced from 2 exons. NCBI's taxonomy places the organism in Eukaryota, Metazoa, Arthropoda, Insecta, Diptera, Drosophilidae. The coding region runs from base 97 to 1929 and encodes 610 amino acids. The record is from RefSeq and is a predicted model, not a curated record.
UUAUUGUCAUAGAAGCUUACAAACGUCUGUUGCAAAUUAUUUGUAUUUGAUAAAUUUUGUAGAAACGCUAAAUUGUUGAAGUGAAUACAGCCAAGGAUGUCACAAGAGAGUCGCAUCGAAGCCGGUGGCUGCUGUGCGCCAGCACCACCACCAUGUUGCGGACCCACCUGCUGUGGGCGCCCUGGCGGCGCCGCCGCCAGUUUGAUAAAGCAGCGUAACUAUGAUCCGUGCUCACCGGAGAAUUGCCGCAUCUAUGGCGUGCAUGAUGAGCCCUAUUUGCGGCCCUUUGAUCCCAAGGACUGUGGCAAGAAUAAGCGCAAGAAGUUUGACAAUUCAUUGGGCAGCCCAGUGGGCCUGGUCGCGGGCUCAAUACUGACAAAGUCGAGCGAACCGAAUAGCGAGAGCAUAAGGUUUGCUGGCAAUCUGAAAGGAUUUGCUACGAUGUAUUUUACGCGACGCGGCGAUUGGCAGCCCGAGACAAUCGAUCAGGUUGUGGUGGAGGGCCAAGUGUUGUAUAACGAUUCCACGGGCAUGGACGAACCCAAUCUGAAUGCCUAUCCAGAGAUUUAUGAUACGAAUGAGCAGGCGGUAACGCGACAUUUUAAGAUAAACGAGAUUGAAUUUGCGGUGGAAUUGGAUGCACCAUUUGAAAUCUACGGCACCGCCAACACCUUGGCCUCGCUACGUCGCGUGAUGAAAGCUUUCUUCAAGCAAUACAAGUACGGAAUGUUCUAUACGCCCAAUUGGUACUUGCUGAUAUGGAAGGAGACUGGAGUUUGGAUGGUGCUCGAUUUGAAUGGACGCGAUCCGGCGACCAUGAAGCAACAGCUCGACGGUGGUUACCCCAUGCUGCUGGCAUUGCGCUCACUCGAUAAUGUGGUGCAUCUGAUACGCAGCGAGAGCAAUGUGGAGAAGACAAAUGCGUUUACGCUGAGGGAUAUUUUGGUGGUGCGAUUGGUCACGCCCGGACCGGACGGCAGCAGCUGGGAGCGAGAUUUUGGACCUCGCAUGAGCGAGUUCGAUGUCAUCGCCUCGGACUAUGCGUAUCUCAAGUCGAAUUUGCACUUAACGCUCAAUCCAAAGGAUGCGCUGCGCAAUCGUAGUGCACUGCCUGUGGCGGUGGCCAGCAUGCUGGCCUCCAAGAUCGAUCAUCCGGCAACGUGGGAUGCCAAGACCUACGACAAGGUCAUGUGCUAUGGCGUCAACAUGUGCAAGAACUGCUGGGAGCCCUGCACGAGCCUGAAGAAGCCCAUGGACCUGGAUACGUUUCCGCGACAGCUGCGCAUGGGACAAUUCGUGGCCGAGGUGAUGCUGACCCCGAAUGUCUACGAGGGCUGGUGGAAAUGCGUGCCCAUGUACAAGUUCAAUGACUUUCACCUGAUGCUGGAGAAAGCGCUGAACGAGAACGACUAUGUUAUCUUCCAGAUCAACAAUCAGAUGUAUUCCGUUUGGAAGAAGGGCGAUUUCAUCUAUUUGAUGGAUCCCUAUCGGCAUCACAUUGUGGGACGCAUUCUGGAGGAGGGAGAGGAUCCCAAGAGCGCCUCGGUGCGCAUGUUUGGCAACAUGGAUCGCUUUCUCAGCGUGUUCCAUCAAGUGCUGCUCGAAUCGAAUCGUUCGGCUAUAUUUCACAUACACACGCUGCGUAUACGCAACAUUUCCGAAUGUCCACCCGGCACAGCGCCCGCACUGCUGCCGCCUGAUCACGACAUUGAGGUGGCUUCGCUUAAUGAGACCAUUCAAUUCGAUGAGAGCUACGACAAGUGCUUGGAUCAAUUGGCCGCCAUUAGCGACUACGAAGAGGAUCUUGCUUCGGACAUUGAGCCCAUCGAGGAGGUUAGCUCGUCCGAGGAGAUGGUCGAGGAGGAAGAAGGCGGCGAAGGUGGCGAAGUCGAGGGUGGCGAAGAUGAUGACGACGAUGAAGACGAUUAAUUUUAAUGAGCACACUCGCCUGACUUUUCAGUUUGGGAUAUUUAAAUUGUUGUUAAUAAAGUGAUGAGAUUUAAUUAACGGUG